Molecule: messenger RNA, 4114 nt
Organism: Condylura cristata (star-nosed mole)
Lineage: Eukaryota; Metazoa; Chordata; Mammalia; Eulipotyphla; Talpidae
Gene: PRSS36
Product: protease, serine, 36
Exons: 21
Coding region: 1-3576 (1191 amino acids)
Biological process (GO): proteolysis; positive regulation of sodium ion transport
Molecular function (GO): sodium channel regulator activity; serine-type endopeptidase activity
Source: RefSeq, a predicted model, not a curated record
AUGUCCCAGCACCUGGUCCUCCCACUUGUGAUGCUCGCCUUCAGUCCCAUCCCAGGAGACUUCCAGGACUCAGCUCUCAGUCCCACCCAAGAAGAACCUGAAGAUCUGGACUGUGGUCGCCCGGAGCCCUCUGCCCGGAUCAUGGGGGGCUCAGACGCACAGCCCGGCACCUGGCCAUGGCAAGUGAGCCUGAAUUACAGGGGGGUCCACAUUUGCGGGGGCUCUCUCAUCGCCCCCUCCUGGGUCCUCUCCGCUGCACACUGUUUCGUAGAGAACGGGACCGUGGAGCCCGCGGCCGAGUGGUCGGUCCUGCUGGGCAUGCAUUCCCAGGACGCGCCCCGCGGCCGCACGCAGCUCCGCGCCGUGGCGGCCAUCCUGGUGCCCGACAACUACAGCGACGUGGUGCUGGGCGCCGACCUGGCCCUGGUGCUCCUGGCCUCGCCCGCCAGCCUGGGCCCCGCGGUGCGGCCCGUCUGCCUGCCCCGCGCUUCGCACAGAUUCGCUCACGGCAGGACCUGCUGGGCCACCGGCUGGGGCAACGUCCAGGAGGAGGACCCCCUGCCCCUCCCGUGGGUGCUACAGGAAGUGGAGCUAAAGCUGCUGGGAGAAACCACCUGUCAGUGUCUCUAUAGCCGGCCAGGCCCCUUCAACCUCACGUUCCAGCUAUUUCCAGGGAUGCUGUGUGCUGGCUACCCUGAGGGUCGCAAGGACACCUGCCAGGGAGACUCUGGGGGGCCCCUGGUCUGUGAGGAAGGCGGCCGCUGGUACCAGGCAGGAAUCACCAGCUUUGGCUUCGGCUGUGGACGGAGGAACCGACCCGGAAUCUUCACUGCUGUGGCUUCCUAUGAGGCAUGGAUCCGAGAACAGGUGAUGGGUUCAGAGCCUGGGCCUGCCUUUCCCACUCAGGCCCCUGAAUCCCAGUCAGGCCCUCAGGAGCAUGCAGAAGAGAACUGCACCAUAGCCCUGCCAGAGUGUGGGCAGGCAGCGCAGCCAGGGGUCUGGCCCUGGGAAGCCCAGGUGACGGUGCCAGGAUCCAGACCCUGCUAUGGGGCCCUGGUGUCUGAAAGCUGGGUCUUGGCGCCGGCCAGCUGCUUUCCCGACCCGGUCAGCGCGGCCCGUCAGCCGGGAGGCCUGGACGAGUGGCGCGUGCUGCUGCCUGGGCGCCCGCGCGCGGAGCCGGUGGCGCGCCUGGUGCGGCACGAGAACGCCUCGAGGGACGCCGCCUCGGACCUGGCACUGCUGCAGCUGCGCGCGCCCGUGAACCUGAGCGCGGCUCCGCGGCCAGUGUGCCUGCCGUAUCCCGACCACUAUUUCCUGCCCGGGAGCCGCUGCCGCCUGGCUCGCUGGGGCCGCGGAGAGCUGGCGCCCGGCCGCAACACGCUGCUGGAGGCGGAGCUGCUGGGCAGCUGGUGGUGUCACUGCCUGCACGGCGGCCGGGGGGCCUCGGUGCCGCCUCCUGGGGACCCUCCGCUGGCGCUCUGCCCCGCCUACCAGGAGGAGGAGGAGAAGGGCCGCUGCUGGAACGACUCGCGGUGGAGCCUUCUGUGCCGGGAGGAGGGGACCUGGUUCCUAGCUGGAAUCAGAGAUUCUUCCAGUGAUUGCCUGCGUCCCAGGGCCUUCUCCCCCCUACAGACCCACGGCCCGUGGAUCAGCCAUGUGACUCAGGGAGCAUACCUGGAGGACCAGCUGGCCUGGGACUGGGGUCCUGAGUGGGAGAAGAUUGAGACCCAGACUUGUCCCCCACACACAGAGCAGGGUGCCUGUGGCCUGAGGCCAGAGCCUGCUUCCAUGGGGGUCCUGUGGCCCUGGCUGGCAGAAGUGCAUGUGGCUGGUGAUCACGUCUGCACUGGGAUCCUUGUGGCCCCAGGCUGGGUCCUGGCAGCCACUCACUGUGUCCUCAGGCUGGGCUCUACAACAGUGCCUUACAUUGAAGUGUACCUGGGCCGGGCAGGGGCCAGCCCCCUCCCACAGGGCCACCAGGUAUCCCGGUCAGUCGUAAGCAUCCACCUGUCCCGACACCUGGGAUUUCGGUCCCCCCUGGCUCUCCUGAAGCUUAGCUCUCGGGUGGAGCCCUCCCCGUCAGCCUUGCCAAUCUGUCUUCACCCCGGGGGUAUCCCCCUGAAGACCAGCUGCUGGGUGCUGGGCUGGAAGGACCCCCAUGACCGAGUCCCUGUGGCUGCUGCUGUCUCCAUACUGACACCACGUCUCUGUCACUGCCUCUAUCAGGGCAUUAUGCGCCCUGGGACUCUCUGUGUCCUAUAUGCAGAGGGGCAGAAGGACAGAUGUGAGGUGACCUCUGCACCUCCCCUCCUGUGCCAGACUAAUGGAGGCACCUGGGCCCUCAUGGGCAUGGCUGUUCGAGGGACCCAAGAGCUGUUUGCUGCCAUUGGCCCUGAAGAGGCCUGGAUCUCCCAGACAGUGGGGGAGGCCCAUUUCCUGCCCUCCAGUGACUUCCCCCACUGGUCCCCUGAAGGCGGUGACUUCUGCCCCGGGGAUCUGGCAAGAGCCUCAGGCUCCCCUCAGGUUGCUCUGUUCCUUUUGCUUCUGACUCUACUGAUCCAGGACUCCUCUGGGCCCUGCUAUUCCAGGCACUGGAAUCCUUGGGGGCAGCAAGAGGAACAGACAAUAAAUGGAGCUGAUGGGGCUGAAGUCCUCUGCGGCGUGGUCUCGCAAGCCCGCAUCACAGGUGGCAGCAACGCAGCCCCCGGCCAGUGGCCCUGGCAGGUCAGCAUCACCUAUGAUGGCACCCACGUGUGCGGCGGCUCCCUCGUGUCUGAGCAGUGGGUGCUGUCUGCGGCUCACUGCUUCCCAAGGGAGCACUACACGGAUGGCUACGAGGUCAAGCUGGGGGCCCAUCAGCUGAGUUCCCACAGCUAUGACACCGAGGUCCAAACCGUGGACCGGGUCAUCUCGCAUAGCAGCUACCAGCAGGAGGGCUCCCAGGGCGAUAUCGCGCUCCUCCGGCUCAGCAAGCCCGUCACCUUCUCCCGCUACAUCCGGCCCAUCUGCCUCCCUGCCGCCAACGCCUCCUUCCCCAACGGCCUCAUGUGUACUGUCACGGGAUGGGGCCAUGUGGCCCCCUCAGUGAGCCUCGAGGCGCCCAAGCCACUACAGCAACUCCAGGUACCGCUGAUCAGUCGGGAGACGUGUAACUGCCUGUACAACAUCAAUGCAAAGCCCGGGGAGCCCCACACUAUCCAGCAGGACAUGGUGUGUGCUGGCUAUGUGAAGGGGGGCAAGGAUGCCUGCCAGGGGGAUUCUGGGGGCCCACUCUCCUGCUUUGUGGAGGGCCACUGGUACCUCGCAGGCAUUGUGAGCUGGGGCGAUGCUUGUGGGGCCCCCAACAGGCCAGGUGUAUACACUAUGACUUCUAGCUAUGCCUCCUGGAUUCACCAUCAUGUGGCAGAGCUCCAGCCUCGUGUGGUACCCCACAUCCAGACAUCCCAGCCUGACGACCACCUCUGCAGGAACUCUCAGUCCUUCAACUCUGCCCCGGCCCAGGGCCUGUGGGGGCCCAUUAUACUGCUGCCAUUAGCUCUGAGCCUGGGCCUCCUCCCCGUGUGGCACAGGCACUAAGCAACUCUCCCUGGGAGCUGACCCUGCCGCCAGGACUUCCACGCGCACCCCCAGAAUGGACUGCGCCCGCCCUGACAUUCUUUGGGCCUUGGCCUGGCAUGAGCCAUCCUUCCUCCCAGGACCCUGUGGGAGUCCAGCAUGCCACCCUGACCCGCUCUUGUGGGUUUGCCCUUUGGACUACAACCAGCUGGGGGCCUGCCUGCCUGUGGUGUCGUGAGGACGUCUGCCGGCCAAGAGCCACUGGCUGGGCUCCUAUGGAGCCACCAAGGGAGCCUUAGCUGUGAAACCCGGCGCCGGCUCCCUCGUUUCCAGAGACUGGGCAGCUGACUGCUGCUUGAAAGGCUGGCUCCAGGGCCCCGCCUGCCCGACGAGCCCGUCACUUCACCUUCUGGUCUUCUGCCCUGGGUUGUCUCUGGGCAGCUGUCUUCAGGCACAGGAGGCCUCAGUCUUGCCCCCUAGGCUGCCCCCUUGAGCCCCUAGACUCCGGAGGACUGAGCCCCCACCGGAACUGGGCUUAGAUUUGGAUCCGGGGUGGGGA